AGCACGUUUUAGUGGUUUAUCUGGUACAACACACUUGAUUCACUGGUUGAAUCACCUGUACGGCAGCUCAUCAGGCUCUACAGAAGCCUGUUAAUCACCCACUAAUUGAAAUCAGGUGUGUUAAAGCAGGGUUGAAAUGAAAAUGUGCUGGAUACCGACCCUCAAGUCCCAGAAUUGAAUAGCCUUGGCUUAAGGUUACGUUUUCUACAUUGUGAAGGAAGACAGCUCAUGUGAAACUAUGUGCACCUCUUAUCCUGAGCUUAUUAUUAGCCUCUGUUCAACUGGUGAAGCAUCUAAAGGGGCACAGGCUAUGCAUAACCGAUGGAGCCGAGUCAAUAAGUAAACCAAAAACACUGACCAAUGAGAAGACUUCUGCAGCUUGCUGUCUAAAUCUCCCGUCCAGUUCGUGGUAAUGGGAGGUAACUGUACGCUGAGUUCUAAAAAUCUGAAAGUACAGUUGUCGUGAUGUCUCAGGCUAGGUUUGUACUUUCUCUGCUGCUCGUGCUCUUGGCUGUCAGAUGUGUUGCAGAGGAGGUGACUGGGAGUAAGGGCUGUGUGUGUGGAUACCCGGGUAUACCAGGGGAUCCCGGUCACAACGGUACGCCUGGCAGAGAUGGCCGAGAUGGACUCAGGGGUGACAAAGGGGAUCAGGGUGAAGUUGGCCCAGCAGGAACAGCUGGUAAUAAUGGCCUCAAGGGAGACAAAGGAGACACUGGUGCAACUGGCUUACUAGGGCCAAAAGGAAAGAGGGGAGAUAAUGGAGAACGGGGACCUCCGGGGAAAAUGGGACCACAAGGUGUGCAAGGGCCUAUUGGCCUGAAAGGAGAUAAGGGGGAGCUGGGACUACCAGGACCACAAGGACCUACUGGAGAUCUGGGGCCUCCUGGACCAGAAGGCCCAAAGGGGGAGAUCGGUCUUCGAGGUGACAGAGGUAUUCAGGGACCUUUAGGACCCCCUGGCAAGCAAGGCCCUAAGGGAGAUAUUGGUGUUCCAGGCUACAAAGGAAGCAUUGGUUACCGUGGAGAACGAGGGGCUCGAGGAGAGAAGGGCGACUCGGGUGACAAGGGAGAAUCACCUGUCAUCCCCAAAAGCGCCUUUUCUGUGGGGCUCACGGCACAAACUAAACUUCCAGCAGCCAACACGCCGAUCCGGUUCAGCAAGAUCAUUUACAACUUGCAAAAUCACUACGACCCACAAACAGGGAGAUUCACCUGCUCUGUGGCAGGAGCCUACUACUUCACCUACCACAUCACCGUCUUCUCCAGGAACGUGAAAGUAGCUCUGGUGAAGAAUGGGGCUCGAAUCAUCCACACCACGGAUAACUACCAGAACAGUGAGGAUCAGGCUGCAGGGGGCGCUGUGCUGCACCUGGAGGUGGGGGACAGGGUGUGGCUUCAGGUGGCUGGGGGAGAACUCUCCAAUGGACUCUUUGCUGAUGAAGAUGAUGACACAACCUUCUCUGGGUUCAUUAUCUUUGGAGCUGAGUAAAGGCUCAAUAAUUAUUAGCAUCUUAGAAAAAUGCUACAAUUAUUGAAGAAAAAAUGUUUUCUGUUUCAGAAAUAGUUUCAGCCCCAUGGUGCUCACUGAACCCAGCAGGGCACCAUCGCUGCAAAGACAAACUAAAUGCAUGAUUCAUUUGUGGGUUUGCAAAUAUGAAGAGAGAUAAGUCACAUUCUCUUUAAAGGCAGUUUGACAAAGGAAGCCAAUACAAUGCUUUUCAGACAAUGCAGUGAAUCAGUUUGUUUAUAGGAGAUAACAUAAACCUACAAGGAACAGAACACGCUGCUCAUGCUGCUUUGGGCAGGAGUGAUUGUGAGCACGAUCAUGUCAGAUGUGAAAUGUUAUUUGAUCAAAUGAAAAGGAAAUAUUCAAAGACUCAAUCUGGACUGUAACCUUCGUCUUCCUUGUUUGGUGUCUUACAGUAAAGAGCAUUUAGUCACCUUUU
Molecule: messenger RNA, 1945 nt
Organism: Nothobranchius furzeri (turquoise killifish)
Lineage: Eukaryota; Metazoa; Chordata; Actinopteri; Cyprinodontiformes; Nothobranchiidae
Gene: c1qtnf9
Product: C1q and TNF related 9
Molecular function (GO): protein binding
Source: RefSeq, a predicted model, not a curated record